CCCCGCGCCGUUCCCAUGGCGACAGGCAGCCGGGCCCGGGCGGACAGCGGCGAUGCCCAAGGCCGGCGAUACUCUGUGGGAUAUUGCUAGAGACGAAGUGGAGAAGAGAGAACACUCCGGCGACGAUGGCGAGCGCGUGGAAGUUUGGGAAAAAUCAGUGUUGUUUAUGGGAAGCAAAAACGGGGGGAAGACCACUAUCAUACUGAGGUGUCUUGAGAGGGAAGAGAUUCCAAAGCCAACGUUAGUUUUAGAAUAUACCUUCGGGAGAAGGGCAAGGAGACACAAUGCACCCAAAGAUAUAGCUCAUUUUUGGGAAAUAGGUGGUGGAACCUCGUUACUGGAACUGAUUCGAAUACCAAUCACCGUCAACAACGUAAGGUCAUUUGCAGUAGUUCUCGUAUUGGAUCUAUCCAAACCUAAUGAACUCUGGAUGACUAUGGAGAAUCUUCUGCAGGCCACCAGAAACCACGUGAAUAAAAUUUUAGCCAAACUGGAAAAGGCAGAUCCUGAAGCAGCUGCUGAAAUUAAGCAGAAGAUGCAGAACAAUCUACAGAGGGAUCAUCCAGAUUAUGACUUGGUUGACCCUUUUCCAAUACCCUUGGUGAUUAUUGGAAGCAAAUACGAUAUAUUUCAUGAGUUUGACUCUGAAAUGAGGAAAAUAAUAAGCAGGACACUUCGAUUUGUUUCACAUUAUUAUGGAGCAUCACUGGCGUUUACCAGUAAAUCUGAGGCUCUCCUGCUGAAAGCUCGUGCUCUUAUUAAUCACUUGGCAUUUGGCUACGAUAGAAGCAAGUCCAUAUCAGUGGAUCACAGCAAACCACUAUUUAUCCCAGCAGGCCUGGAUUCACUGAGCCAAAUAGGGCCACCACCCACCUCUGACAGCAACAUUGGAAAGAUGCGUGCAAACACACCUUUAGAACUGUGGAAGAAGGUGUUUGAGAAGACGUUUCCUCCCAAGAGUUUCAGUGAUUUACAAGACAGCAAGGACCCUGCACAGGACUCACAGUAUGCUGAGUAUGAAGUUGAUGUCAUGAGAGCUCAGAAAAACCAGUUACACAUAAAACACAAGAUAUCACUACCUUGGAAGACCUUCCUGGCACAUUUUUUACAAUACAGAACUUAAUACUGCAGGAACUUGAACAGUACAAAAGAAAUGCCUGCAAAUCCUGGAAAGAAAUGGAUUUUGGUCCUGAUUGAUGAACUGCUGACGGUGUACUAAGUUUCACAUUUGCAAGAUUUGAAUAUGAAGGUGGCAUCAGUCAUUCCUACCUGUUUUACAAUUUGUAACAAAUUACUCAAUGUAUUUUUGACCAAUGCCUCCCUAAUCAUCUGUGCAAAUGCAUACAAGUUUUCACACCCAAAAUAUGAACUGCAUGGUUAAGUACACCAGGCAUCUUCAAAAUCAAAGCUUAAGAAUGCAUUUCCAUCAUAGUUUGACCUAUUUGAGUAGUUCCAGAAAAACGUGUAGAACAAAAUAGAAUUAAAAACAAUUCUGGCCUGAUCUAAAAUUCGUAAGUCUUCUUUAUCUCAGCUUCAGUAUCAUAAAGGUUGAUUCUUCUGUCAGAAUAAGCAAGACAAAUCUGCGUUAAAUCAGAGAUGGCUCUGAGAGCUAAGACUUGUAGUCAGAGAGUAAGGGCCUAAACAGAGACUUGGCAGACCAGAAUGCAAGAAUAUUCCCUGAUAAACAACUCUAUCAGUGGGCAUAAAAAUGGCAAAGACACAUUAACCUGGUAUCGAUCCAUCCUUUUAGAUAUAUUUUUUCAUGUAUUUGUUUAUUGAAUUGUUUGUUCAUGUAACUUUUGUAUCUGGGAAUAUUAUACAUAAAGAUAAUUAGAAGAAAAUCUUGGCCUCACAGUUAAGUGAAAAGCUUGCAUUAACUUGGGGAUUUCAUACUUGUUAAAAUGUGUGUUAUCUUACAGCUGUAAAAUUUAAUUAUUUUACUAUGGAAUUUUAAGGUACAAGUAUACUUAACUCUGCAAUACAUAAUUUUUUCACUGAAUAUGAAACAAAGCUUAUGAAUUUUGCAUCUAGUAGGCUUUCAGUUUUGAGAAUUACUUAUUUCUAUUUACUAAUUGGAUGAAUGAACCCAUUUGAUGUGUUAGUGAGCCCAUGAGAAUGAUUUCCAAAGAUGCAAAUAACAUCUCUUUCAAGAAAAGGGAGACAACUCGUAUAUACGUUUUUCCCUAGUUGAACUGAUACUUUAUUAAUAAACAAUUUUUUUCCCUAGUAAUUCACAGACUGCUUCCAAAACAAGAUUUAGAACUGAAUACUGAGAAGAAAGAGCAAAUACAAAUAACAUAACUGCCUACUAUGAUCUGGCAUUGCUUACAAAACAAAAGCAUUUUGUAACUUCUGUGUUGCUGAAAGUUGCUUCUUGUACUCAUGGAUGCUGUGGUUGGAUGGGAUGCAUAAGAUUAAAGUGAUUUCUUGA
Molecule: messenger RNA, 2431 nt
Organism: Lagopus leucura (white-tailed ptarmigan)
Lineage: Eukaryota; Metazoa; Chordata; Aves; Galliformes; Phasianidae
Gene: DYNC2LI1
Product: dynein cytoplasmic 2 light intermediate chain 1
Exons: 14
Coding region: 53-1123 (356 amino acids)
Biological process (GO): intraciliary retrograde transport; intraciliary transport involved in cilium assembly
Cellular component (GO): axoneme; ciliary basal body; cytoplasmic dynein complex
Molecular function (GO): dynein heavy chain binding
Source: RefSeq, a predicted model, not a curated record